GGCGGAAAAUGAAAAACAGAGAGCACUCGAAGCGAAAAACGAUACUCUCUUCUUUCCGCACUGCGAAACCAGAGAAGUUAUGUACCGAGCGGCGGCGAAGGCGGCGGUGCUCCUCCGCUGCGCGCCGGACACCGUGAUCCACCGCAAUGUGCGCGUUCUGUCGCCUCUCCUUCAGGCGGCCGUCGGCAGCCCUCGCUUCUCCACUUCAGUGGACAGCCACCGAUCGCCGCCGCAUCAAAGCCCUAAUAAACACCAGAGUCAUCAGCACGCGGGUCCAGAGACUCCGUAUUACGUGGACUCCACUGGAUCACCAUCGGCAGCAGCAGCAGCAGCAUCGGCAUCGUCGUCUUCGAGUGGGCCCACAUCGUCGACGGCCGAGGAAGCCCGACGUUGCCAUAGAAAUAGUCCCUUAGCGGAUUAUCAGGAGGAGCAACGUCGCGUGCUUCAGGCCUCUCUUCGACACGUGAAAACGUUGGGAUGGUCUGAAGCAGCCCUGAUUGCUGGGGCAAAGGAUGUUGGUCUGUCGCCUUCAAUUGUUGGAUCUUUCCCAAGAAAAGGAGCUGCAUUAGUCGAGUACUUCAUGGAUGAUUGCUUGCAAAGGCUUAUCGACAGGAUCGACUCUGGAGAUGAAUUGAAUGGCUUGAUACCUAGUGAGAGGAUUUCUAGAGUCAUUAGGAUUCGCCUAGAAAUGCAGGUUCCUUAUAUAUCAAAAUGGGCCGAAGCUCUUGCCAUUCAGGCACAACCAUUGAAUGUUCCAACUAGUCUUAAGCAGCGGGCGAUGUUGGUAGAUGAGAUAUGCCAUGCUGCUGGGGAUGACUCCUCUGAAGUUGAUUGGUAUGUAAAGCGCACUGUUGUUGGAGGAAUAUAUUCAACUUCCGAGGUGUAUAUGCUCACUGAUAGCUCCCCAGAGUUUCGCGAUACACAGGCAUUUGUGGACAAUCGAGUGAAAGAUGCUUUUGACUUGAAAAAAACAUUCCAAGAGGCGACACAUUUGGCAGAAGCUGUCGGCGAAGGAGUGGGAAGGUCCUUGCAAGGAUUUGUUAGGGGAGUUAUGCAGAGAUGAGAUUCUGCGCAUCAUCACGGCAUGAACAGAUUUGUUAGUGGCUGGCCUGGUCUGUGUCGUCCAUGUCUGCCUAUCUCGUCGUGGUCCUGUUCACCACUUCAGCAUGGAAUCCAUUCCAGGAGAACAUGCCGGUCGCAAAGAGUCUUUUGACUGCUCAAUUUAGGUCUUUUUGUGCUUUGCUUGUCCACCCUUCUCCUUCACUUUGCUAAUAGUCGCAAUGACACGGUUACGACUAUUUACAGCUUUCUUGUUUCGUCGAGUAGGGGAAAUCACAGCCUUGUUGGACAGUGAUGCUUAAAGAAGGGCGCACCUACGGGCAAUGAAUUAG
This is a messenger RNA of Rhodamnia argentea, 1391 nucleotides long. RefSeq names its product ubiquinone biosynthesis protein COQ9-B, mitochondrial. Gene Ontology annotation, molecular function: lipid binding. Gene Ontology annotation, biological process: ubiquinone biosynthetic process. Bases 80 to 1063 code for a protein of 327 amino acids. The transcript is spliced from 6 exons. The record is from RefSeq and is a predicted model, not a curated record. Gene Ontology annotation, cellular component: mitochondrial inner membrane. NCBI's taxonomy places the organism in Eukaryota, Viridiplantae, Streptophyta, Magnoliopsida, Myrtales, Myrtaceae.